GGUUAACCUCCCUCCCGAGCCCGGGCAGUUGGGCGUGUCCUGUGCCACCUCCCACCGCGGCCUCCUCCACUCACACUCCCACAGCCGCUGGGAGGCCGUCAUUAUGCAGAUGUAGCCCCGCCCCCAGUUAUUCCGCUCCCUCUCUCUCCCUGUGGCCGGCGGCCGGCGCUGGGCUCCUGCAGUCACGCUGUGCGGGGGGAUCACACAAGGCCCGGGUCGCCCCGGGGGACAGCUGCUGACUCACAGGAACAGUGAUCUCCUGUGGAUUCUGCUGUGCCUUUAACUCUCCAGAAGAGGAACUAGUGUGGAAGCGGCAUUGUUCCAGUAGGAAGGAUUAUUUCCCAGGUAUCGUAAACGUCCCACCGGCUACUGACACUUGGAGUGUUCCUGGGAGAGUAGAGAAUGAUCCUGUUUGUUUCUGACUCUCCCCCUCGAGCUGCUACACCGAGACGAGAGUAGAUGACGUUCCUCCUGCAGGUCUGAAGCCAGGGACUUUUUGUCCUUUCCAUACCAGGGUGCUGCCGCCUCCUCUAGCUGUAGGGACCAGUGAUGCUGAGGUAUACAUACCACACUUGGAGCAACUUUCACCUGCUCAGACCAGGGACUGCAGUCCCUCCGUGCUGCUGCUGGAACCCUCGCCUUGGGAUGGUGCAGCAGUGGUGACCCUACCUCACGGACGGUUCCAAGUGCACGCUCAUUAGACAUGGAAUGUGCGCGCCGGUUCCUCUCUCUUUUUUUUAUUUUUUACCUUCCUGAGAUAUCUCCGUAGGGAACCGGGAGCAUCUAUAGGAAAACAGCUGCUUUUAAUAAUCGUUUGUUCAGCGCUGUAGAUGCGGUGACUGUACAUAGCGAUGUCGCUCUUUGAGGAUCAGUGGUUCCUGGUCACCCUCUUCCUGGCCGCACUCGUCACGCUUGCCGUCUAUCUGUUCCAGUACGGUUUGGGCGGAUUGUGGACACGAAAAAGAAAAUCGUCUAGUGCGCACGGCGAGGCGGAUUCACUCCUGUCCUGGAUAUUGUCUCUGAGUAGUUGGAAAAGCCAGUGGCUGAAGGCUUGGAUAAGUGCACUCAAUGAAGAGGCUGGGAAGCGAGGGGGAUCGCUGCGGCUGGCGUUUGAAGACGACAAUGGACAAAUACCUCUGCAGCUGUCUGUGAAACACGUGGAGAGCGUUGUGAAGUCAGGUCAGGCCAAGGUUGUGCUAUGCAGCGUGAUGGGGAAAGCUAUACAGUUUGCUGUGCGCGUCACCCGCACUCUCCCUGCGAACUCUGGAUGCCAGAUCUACAGCGUCCGCGUCACACCGCUACACCUGAACCUGGAGCUCCGUGUGAGGGAGGGGAUCAAAAACCAGAUCGAAGUUACGUGGUCCAUGGGCAACUUUACUGAUCUCGAUCUUCACAUUCAGUCAAAAACUAAGCUGGAGACUCCCGGACACAGUGCAAUCAUGGAAACGCUGGAGGAUAUACUGAAAAACCUCAUGGGGUGUGUCCGACCCACUGUAGAACUGAGCAGCAAGCCUUCAGAUAUGAAAGACUAUCUGAAUAUACCCGGGGGCCACUCUUCAGUAAUCUGCCCCCCGAAACCACCUCGAGCUCAUGAGCUGAAGCUUCAAGUCCGCAAUAUCAAAGCAACACUGGUGGGAAUCCCCGACCCCUCAGGUUUGGCAGUGUGCUCAGCACAGCUUAACGACCCUGUACAGCGAUGCACUACUACAGCCAUAAAACACAGUCUGAGCCCCUGCUGGGAGGAAGAGUUCAUCUUUGAAUUGAAUGCAAAAUCCAGAGAGUUAUUGCUUCAGAUUACGGAAGCCGGGAAUCCUGCAGGGAGUCUCCCCCUGGCCUGGGCAACUGUGCCCUUGGAUCUCUUCAGGAAGAACCCCUCAGGGAGGCAGAACUAUGCACUGAUCUGUGUACCUGGCAGCCCAGUGUCCGGAUCUAUCAGUGCUCAGUUCUUAUUCGUGGAACCCAAUGAAGUGAAAUCCUGGAUUGUGCCGACACCAGUCCCUGCAAAGAAAGUAGAGAAGGACCGUACGGUCAUGCCGUGUGGGACGGUCGUCACCACGGUAACUUCAGUCACCUCAAAGCCGCGGGCGGAAGGGAAGAGCCCGACUACGAGCUACACUGAGAAAGCGUCCGAGUCACCGUCGAAUACUCCCCCUAAAAUAAAGGUGAUUGAGAGAGACUUCUCGGUACAAGCCAUCCCUUCCCAGAGCGGUCUGGUGAGCAAGGCGCUGUCCUCGUCGGAUACAGAGCUCCUGAUGCUGAACGGCUCAGACCCGGUCGCAGAAGUCGCCAUAAGACAGCUCAGAGAGUCCUCUAAACAGUCGCUAAAGUCUCCCCGGAAGAGCACCAUCAUUAUAUCCGGGAUAUCAAAGACUCUGCUUACUCAGGACGACGAGGCUACAACCAUGAUGGAUUACGCAGCCUCUAUGGACAUCACAACGAGCAGUAACGAUGUCACCAUGAAGACGGCGGAUGAGAAAUGCCUCCCGGCAGCAGCCGCUGUGAGCUCCGAUGACGAGCUGCAGGAUGCCUGGGAACAAGGCAGCCAGCUGGGGGAGUGGACUGGUAACGGCGUGGAGGGCCCGGACUCGGAGGCUGUAUCCGUUAGUAACCUAAGUAUCUCCGAAACAGGGAGCGUGAGGAAAUCUAAAGGUGGAUUUUUACGCAAAGGAGCAAAGCUAUUUUUCCGGCGAAGGCACCAGCAAAAAGACCCCACCAUGAGCCAGUCUCACAACGACCUGGUUUACUUGAGAGAAUCUGAGUCGGCAGAGCCUCGCAAGAAGGGUGCGACGCUGUCCCGGCUGCUGAACAGGAAGCGCCUCUUAAAAACUAAAAACAAAAAUAAACUGCUGAGCAAGCCUCCCGAGUCGGAGAAUGAAUGACCGGGCCAGGCCCGAGACUGGACGGGACAGGCGCUUGUGCAUGAGGAAACCCCUGUAUGGAACAUGGCGGGGCCAGAGUAGCGGCCUAUCGAUUUUAUCCCUCAUGAACUCAAGUGAAAUUAUAAAAACUGUCUUUUUUUUGCUCUUCUAGCUCAACACUGUGACAUUUUAGGAGUCUGUUAAAUUGUGCCCGUCGCCGACGCACAUUUGAGGCAGCCUCCGUUCACUACUAAGCUGUGACGACACUGAGGUGCAAAAUGGAGGCUGCCGUCUUGUGGACUGCACCAAGGGUCCAGCAUAUCCAUUCACUAUGAAGUCACUGGUUUGUAGUGAAUCGAUAGGCCAGCCGCCUCCUCAUGAACAAUGUUCUCGGUCCACAAAAUGGCUGCCGCAGAAGUGUGUGUGUAGGGACGGGUACAUUGUAAAACAUAGGAAGUGUGUUUGCUUUUUGGCACGGGCCUCUGAGAUCUGCAUGGAUGGUUGGCCUAUUAGCACAGUUUAAUAGCAAUACAUGAAUUGCGGUCCGGCGUUACCGCCAGUAACCCCUGGUGUGGAGAGCCGGUCCCUAUGAAUGCGGCACAGAGCCAUUCAUCCCUGUAAUGGAUGCAGUUGUGUAGUGGCGGUCCAUCCUGAACACUAAUGACCUAUUAGGCACAGAGAGCUUUAUCUAUAGAUUUACGCAGUAUUGCGGUCUUGCGCUGUUCGCGCUCGUGUCCGUUCAACAAGUGAUACAUAAUAAUGCCUCUGGGCCAUAAGCGUUUAAAAUGUGAAAGGAAAAAAAACAAUGUACUAAAUAUAUGUAUAUAUUAGGAUAUAUAGAGAGAGCUAUAGCAUCUUAAAUCAAAAUAUGGAUCCGCUUUCAUGUUUAGCCUUACUGAAUACACAACAACCUUUUUUUUCCUGAGAAAUAGCGCUUUAUAUAUGUAUAGAAAAAUAUAUAUAUUUUAUGGACAAGUAAAGGGGGCGCACCCUUGAAAUAAAAUAUGCAAACCCCCGGUAGGAGGAACAAUGUUUUUACAUUUCUCAUAGUCACCGUGUUCUGUUUUUGAUUUUGUUUUUUUGCUGUUGGUGUACUUGGUUCUUGCGGAGCUGCAGCUGAUGAGACUCUAAAGAUGGUUAUUUAUUAACAUUGCGCUUUAGUGCAAGAUUGCACUUAAACAUAGCAAAGCAAUAAGACCUUUGCUUUCAUUUGUCCAAUGUGCACUAGGCAGAUGAAAGCUUUUCUCUGAUUGGUCGCUCUAGUUUAAUGCAAAUUUGCGCUUGAAAAUGAAAUGUCUGGAAAUAAUGCUCUGUGCAAACUAUAAUUUACUUGACCACCUGCUAAAAACAUUUUCCUAUACGUGGGUAUUUAUAAAUGCAUGUCUUUAUAACACAGGUCUUUAACCAAAAUGGCAGCCAUCAGGUUGUUCAAUUCUCUUGGUGCAGCUCUCCACAAAGCCACGUGUAAUUGACCGCAUUUGGUUACGAUGGUGCUAACCAUACACCACAUAGGACAAGGAAAAUUUGCCAUUUUAAAAGUAAUUAUUAUAAAUUCUCUCAGAAUGUUACUCUGAAGAGCAUUUCUUUCCAUGCUGUAAUAUUUUAUUAUAAUCAAGAAAAUGCAGAUUGUGCUGUAACCCAUAGCAACCAGGCAUGCAGGAUAACAUCACACAUUUUAUUUGGGAGACUCCUGUCUCAGGCUGGGUCACAUGUCCAUAUUACAGUGCUGUGCUGGUGACACCGAGCAGUGAUUGGGCGACGCCGUUUCUUAGGGGUCUAUUCAUGAAGCAGUGAAAACUGUGGAGAAGUGAGCCAGUGGCGAAGAACCAAUCAGCAUUGAAGUAACAUUUAGAAUUUGCAUACUAUAAAAUUAGAUAAAGCAGCUGAUUGGUUGCCAUGACCAACUUCUCCACUGGCUCACUUCUGCACUAUUAUCACUGCUUAGUACAUGUCCACCUGAAUCUCCUAGGAAACACAUUGGCUUUUAAAAGAUGCGCUCAGCACUUCCAUUCAGCUUACGUUGGUAUAGCUGAGCUGCUGCAGUUACUAUGGUUACAGCACAUGUUCUGUCAUAUGCACCAUGUUAUUUCCUAUAUUGCAAACAACAGCAGCUAAUACAAGUCAGGUUAAAUAGGACACACAAACACACCUACCUACCUACCUGUAUGUGGUUGCAUCACUCAAGUAAAUGAGCCUUAUGUCUGUUUGUGGCUAGGUAUUGGCCUCCUGACACCUUUACUAAAAUGCAUCACUGGCUUCUUUCUGUGCUUUUCAGCCAUGUAUUAUUUGUCAGUCUGGUUUAUAUUAUACUCAUUGUCCUGGGAUAGAACACACAGCUGUGCUCUCUGCCUUGUAUAUAAAGCAGGCUGUGUUAUAUCACAGAAUAAUAGAUAUAAAUAACUGCCUACUAUACCAAAUGAACGCAUUACAUCUAGUAAAAGCUGUAGGAGUAUGCAGGCAAGUCCACAAAUGAACGUAAUCUAAAGGUGCAUCAGUCCAAAUAAUCUAUAUUGAUUUCUUUCAUUUGUCGCUAUAGUUCUUUUAAUUAGAUUGAUAAAAUAAAAAUGUGUUGCUCUA
Messenger RNA from Pseudophryne corroboree (corroboree frog), 5435 nucleotides. It is a transcript of the gene C2CD2, whose product is annotated as C2 calcium dependent domain containing 2. The transcript has 15 exons. The record is from RefSeq and is a predicted model, not a curated record. Bases 852 to 2879 code for a protein of 675 amino acids. Lineage: Eukaryota; Metazoa; Chordata; Amphibia; Anura; Myobatrachidae.